AGAAGAGAACAACUUCCUACGGAGUCCGUCGGGUUGUGGCAUCGACUAAAAUGACGGCUUAAAGAUGAAGUUGCUUUUUUUGGCUGCGACCCUUGGACUUUAGUUAUUCCCCACAGGGUUGAAGAGACGCGAGCGGGCGGUAAAGGAGCCAUAAAACAAAAAUACGAUCAAGAAUGCCUCUCGGGGUCUGCGGUGGAGAUGGACGGGCUGCUGGGAGCUUCUUUCUCCUGCUCGCCGUGUCGCUCUUCUUCGUGGUGCUGGUCGGAGUCGAAGCUCUUCCCGAGGACGCUAACCCCGUCAAGGACCAAGUUGCCAUCGAGAAAAAAAACAGUGACCCUCCAUUGGUGCCGGUGGUGAAAGAGGAUGAGCCCAUCAAAGGGGACCUUGGAUUCAUCCAUGCUUUCGUUGCCUCCAUUUCCGUCAUCAUCGUGUCCGAGCUGGGUGACAAGACCUUCUUCAUCGCCGCCAUUAUGGCCAUGCGGUACAACCGGCUCACCGUGCUGGCUGGCGCCAUGCUGGCUCUGGGGCUUAUGACAUGCUUGUCUGUGCUGUUUGGCUACGCCACCACCAUCAUCCCCAGAAUUUACACCUACUAUGUGUCCACCGGCCUCUUUGCUAUUUUUGGUGUGCGCAUGCUGCGCGAGGGCCUCAAAAUGAGUCCUGAUGAGGGCCAGGAGGAGCUGGAGGAGGUGCAGGCUGAGAUUAAGAAGAAGGACGAAGAGCUGCAACGUUCCAAAAUGGCCAAUGGCGUGCCGGAUGUUGAGGCAGGGUCCGGCUCAACUUUGCCGCCGUCAUCGUCCAGGUGGCACAGCAUCAUCUCGCCCAUCUUCAUCCAAGCGCUCACACUCACCUUCCUCGCCGAGUGGGGCGACCGCUCCCAGCUCACCACCAUCAUCCUGGCUGCCCGCGAGGAUCCAUUUGGCGUGGCUGUGGGCGGCACGCUGGGACACUGCUUGUGUACGGGCCUGGCUGUGAUCGGCGGGCGGAUGAUUGCCCAGAAAAUCUCUGUCAGAACAGUCACAAUCAUCGGCGGGAUCGUCUUUCUGGCGUUUGCCUUUUCCGCUCUCUUCAUCAAGCCCGACGCUGGACUGUGAGAGCGCCACUAAAGGACUCUUGAGUGUACAUUAUUCUUUCUGGUAGUCGCUGUAGAGAGAUUGUACUGUGUUGACUGCGUGUCAGAAAUCCCGGAGUCUCCUCUGCUGCGCCCGUCUAGGUCCGAGGUAUUCUGGGAGUUGUCCGAAGGAAACGGACGUUACUGAACUUGAAGACAAGCAUUUGAUUCCUCACAGCUUUUUUUGGUGUUGAUUUAUUAUUUUUUUUAAUGUGUUACUCAACAUGCGGCACGUCAGUAGCUUCUGUGGCGAUCUUUUAAUUCAGGAAUACUUGUAAUCAAUUUCCUUUAUUGGUUUGUCUUUUUUUUUUUCCUGCUGUAAUGGGGCACAAAUCCUUUAUGGUCGCUGUCACUCCACAAUGUUUUUUCGUCCACAUUUUAUUUAUUUAGUUUCAUGUUCUUUUAGGGAGGCAUUGAGGAAGCGGUGGCCAGGAAAUAUUUUUGUAAAUGUAUGAUGAGUCAGUCAGCUGUGAAAUGUGUAAAAUGCCGCGGUAACUGAAUCAUUUGAUCGAAUGCCUUUUAAAGUUUAAUUGCUCAAUAAAAAACAAAUGUUUUCCUGUGCUGC
Molecule: messenger RNA, 1676 nt
Organism: Hippocampus comes (tiger tail seahorse)
Lineage: Eukaryota; Metazoa; Chordata; Actinopteri; Syngnathiformes; Syngnathidae
Gene: tmem165
Product: transmembrane protein 165
Exons: 6
Coding region: 174-1094 (306 amino acids)
Biological process (GO): manganese ion transmembrane transport; Golgi calcium ion homeostasis; calcium ion transmembrane transport
Cellular component (GO): Golgi apparatus
Molecular function (GO): manganese ion transmembrane transporter activity; calcium ion transmembrane transporter activity
Source: RefSeq, a predicted model, not a curated record